This is a messenger RNA of Cariama cristata (Red-legged seriema), 726 nucleotides long. RefSeq names its product phosphatidic acid phosphatase type 2 domain containing 1B (gene PLPP5). Gene Ontology annotation, biological process: phospholipid metabolic process. NCBI's taxonomy places the organism in Eukaryota, Metazoa, Chordata, Aves, Cariamiformes, Cariamidae. Gene Ontology annotation, molecular function: phosphatidate phosphatase activity. The transcript has 6 exons. Bases 1 to 726 code for a protein of 241 amino acids. The record is from RefSeq and is a predicted model, not a curated record.
AUGGAGUUUUUGCCUCCGUUUCAGCGUGUGGUACAGCCUGAAGAGAUGUGGCUUUAUAAAAACCCGUACAUAGAAGUCGAUCACGUACCCACUGUACCCAUGUUUUUCAUCGCAUUUCUGUCUCCCUUAUUGCUCAUUGUCCUGGCAAGGGUCUUCAUGAAUGACGAGCGAGAAGACACACGGGAAGCCUGCCUUGCUGCCAGCCUUGCUCUCGCCCUGAACGGGGUUUUUACAAAUGCCCUGAAGCUCAUUGUGGGGAGGCCACGGCCAGACUUCUUCUAUCGAUGCUUCCCGGAUGGACGAGCAAACGCGGAGCUGGUGUGCACAGGCGACCCUGGCGUAGUGACUGAGGGACGCAAAAGCUUCCCCAGCGGACACGCUUCAUUUGCCUUCGCUGGUCUCGCCUUCUCUGCCUUCUACAUAGCCGGGAAGCUGCACUGCUUCGCUCCUGGACGGGGAGGCAGGGCUCUGCGGCUCUGUGCCUUCCUCCUCCCCCUGUUCCUCGCCACCCUCAUCGCCGUGUCCCGCACCUGCGACUACAAACACCACUGGCAAGAUGUGUUGGUUGGCUCAGCGAUCGGCUUUGUGCUGGCGUACCUCUGCUACAGGCAGUAUUACCCUCCUCUGAUGGAUUCCAUGUGCCACAAACCAUUUCUGUACAAAUCCAAACAACUGCCAGUGCACCAAGAAAAGCCUGCAGCUUCCAGCUUUCACCUAGAUAUAUAA